Molecule: messenger RNA, 1899 nt
Organism: Fusarium redolens
Lineage: Eukaryota; Fungi; Ascomycota; Sordariomycetes; Hypocreales; Nectriaceae
Exons: 3
Coding region: 366-1802 (478 amino acids)
Molecular function (GO): oxidoreductase activity; FAD binding
Source: RefSeq, a predicted model, not a curated record
CGACUAUCCGCAAUGUUUCCUGCUCCGAGAAAAGAGGGGUCAAUUCUUUUUUCUCGCUCAGCCUUGGUAGCAGAUGCAUCGCGAAAAUCGAGAGUAAGCCGGGCAUGCAUUAGUUCUUUCAUUGACGAAUGAGAGUUGACUCUCAGCUGUCAGCGUAACAUCUGCUUCCGCGACCAUUGGCUUAUCAAUCAAUUGGGAAAAACAUACAUACGCCAAGGCUCUUUACAGGCCUAAAUUACUGGAGGAACUUGACAAGUUAAGGUGCUCAGCGAGGCGGCGGCUUGGAAGUCCCCGAGGAUAUAAAAUGUGACCGAAGCCACCUCCAAUCUACCCUGCGUGUUCAUUCCACAUAGACUCUAUUCACGAUGACUGUAAUGUCUCUGUUUUCGGAGCUGAAGGCUCACCUCGCAGACACCCAAGCCAAGACUUAUGCACUUGACGCACCAGACUACAAGAAAAUUGAGCAAUGUUUUAUUGAGAAACAUGUCCAGACUCUUGGUGUAGUCAGACCUCAGAACGGGGAAGAAGUCGCAUCAGUGCUCCGUUUCUGUUUAGAUCACAACGUCGAGUUUACUAUACGUGGAGGAGGCCAUGAUUGCGCCAGUCGAACACUCGUCAACGGGGCACUUGUUAUCGACAUGCGAGAUAUCAAGCACGUUGUCAUAGCCGAAGACAAGAAAAGUGCAAGAGUCGGUGGAGGUAUUCUCAGUGGUGACUUGGCAAGGGAUCUAGGUAAGGCAGGAUUGGGAACACCCACUGGCACUGUUGCAAGUGUAGGCUAUACUGGAUGGGCGACUCUCGGUGGCUAUGGUCCUUUGUCAUCCCAUUACGGUCUUGGCGUCGACCAGAUCCUUGGGGCCAAGAUUGUGAAUGCUCAUGGACAAGUCCAAGAUGCCAAUGAAGAACUGCUUGUCGGCAUCCGAGGCGGUGGUGGAUCACUCGGCAUAAUUGUUGAACUUACCAUCAAGGUCUACCCUAUUAACAAGAUCCUCUCGUCAACCAUCGUCUAUGACUCAAGCAACCUAUCCGCAGCUCUUACCUCCUACACCCAGCACUACGAAAAGCUUCUCGAGUCAGGCCAGCUCCCCGUGUAUCUCCAGCUCCAGCCCAUGAUUGCCCAAAUGCCAGGCCAGCCCGUAAGUCUCUUGGUCAUCGUGACCUGGCACGGCCAAGACAAAGACGAAGGCCGCUCUUGGAUCAAGAACAUCGCUGGAGCAGCGAACUGCGUCAUGGAAAACACGCAGGAGAUUACACUUGCGGAAAUGCUUGAGAAUAAUGAAAAGCUCGUAACGUGGCCAUCUUACGGUCGAGUCUACACUCUUAAUGCCAAGAGAAUGACAGAAAAUGCUAUUGAAAUCUUGGGAAAGCAUUGUGUCAAUGCUCCAGGCGGAAGUCUCAUCUUCUCAUACCAUACACUACUCUCAGCACAAGAGCCAGAACAAAAGUCUGUUUUUGGAACGAGGGCACGCCAUCAUAUGUUUGAGAUCUACGCUGUUCUUGCAGACGAGGCUAUCGCGGAAGAGCGAGUUCAGUGGGCUGCCAAGGUCAAGGCUGAUCUUCAGGCAGAAGACGCUGAUAAUAUUCUGGAGGGUUCGUAUAUCUCUCUUGAAUCUAAUGAGGAUGUUGAUGUCAAGAAGAUCUAUGGGAAGCAUUAUGAUACGCUGGCGGCUUUGAAGAGGAAGUAUGAUCCUGAGAAUGUAUUCAAGCAUAGCAUCCCAAGACUCGUGCUUGCUGGGAGGCAAAAUGGGAUCAUCAAGCUUGAGUCCAGCGAGGCAUGUUGGAUUACGUCUCCCAUUCACUAGAUGUGUUAUUUGUAGUCGAGACCUAUGGCUGAGAGCUUAUAAUCACCGCGCAGAACUUGGCGCAAUCCAUCUUCUACCAACAUUUUUCAUAACAUAU